UUUUAAAAAAUACAGAUAAUUUUGAAACCGAUACCGAUAAUUUCAGAUAUUACAUUUUAAAGCAUUUAUCGGCCGAUAAUAUCGGCAUCUCUAAUCGAAAUACAUUUUGUAAUGUAAAAUAUUGGUAUAUGGUCAACUCUAGUUGCAACAAAUGGCACAAAAGGAGCAUCUGUGGUCAGAAUGUUUGUAACUGCUGUUAUUUGUUGCAGAGUCUUUUAGGAAUGGUUGAAAGGACAGUGUUGUGUGUCUGACAAAGGACAAAGGUCUUCUAAGACAAACCAAACAGUCCAGUCGGGUUGGAUUGAAGGCCCUGAGAAUACAAAUGAGAUGCAUGAGAAGAUCCUUAGACCGUGGCGACUACCUGCUUGGGAUGCGAUCAUCAGUGCUGUGUUGCCUUCAUGGUCCUGGUGGUUGAUGUCUACAUGAGGACAGGUGUUCAGCGCGUACACAAUGUCCAGGAAGCCUUUGCAGCAAGCCACCAUCAAGCCGUUCUGUGGAGGACCCAACUCACCGACCCUCUGCAGAGCGGCCAGGUUGUUGCGGGCGCACGCCUGGUAGAGAGUGGACGCCGUCCGCCCGUCCCAUGUUUCCCGCGAGUAGUCCGGAAGCACGGAGUCGUCGGACAGGAUGCUGUCCGAGUCCCACCCCGACGAAGACCCGUCCUCCUCGUCGGGACCCGGACCCAAGUGAGGGUCCUCCACCGCCCUGGCCAUGGUCCAACAGCAGGGAGUGAUGAGGUGGAGAUGAAGGGAGAGGACUUGGACAGAAGAGAGCUGAAGGAUGAAGACUUAGGCAGACCUGCAUGGGAGGACUGAAAACCUUAUGGAAGACAAAGCUGAUGAAGCUGCAGCAGGGGAGAACCGUUGGUAGAUGACCACCGAGAUGGAGUUCAAGUGGGCCAGGAGGUCCAGUGUGGCUGCAGGAUGCAAAGCCGAGUCGUACUCCGUGGCGACCAUCGACGGUACCAUUAGCCCGGCGGCCCGCCAGCCCUCCGGCAGCUCCAGCCCCAGCUCGGGAGGACCGCGGCGACCCGUCAGCACCUUGAAGAAGUGGCUCACCAGUCCGGUCCGCAGGCUCAGCUCUGACACCAGAGGAGGAGCGGGGCGGGCGGAGAAGCAGAUGUGCGGCUCAGACGCCAGGCGGCCGCCGUCGCUCCUUUCCCACGGCCGAGUGCGCUCCUUGGACGUGCGUGACGACGACCACACCUCCUCACCCUCGGCAGAUAUGGUGUGUCCAGGAGCUUCGUCUUCUUGUCAGAGUCACCUUUCGGACCUUCUGCAAGGCGGCGAUGCUUUUAAUCUUAGCCACAAAUCCAGCACCAACACAGUCCAAGGUGAGGACCGCUGCACUGCGACCGAGGAUGCAGGAAGCCGGUGGUCCUCGGACAGCCAGGAGGACAGAAACAUUGCCUUGGAGAAGAGCUUAUAUGUGCUGUCAGAGCUCAUAGAGACUGAACGCUUGUAUGUGGAGGAUCUUGGACUCAUCAUACAGGGCUAUAUGGCGACCAUGGCUGAUCAGGGCGUCCCAGAAGUCCUUAAAGGGAAAGACAGGAUUGUGUUUGGAAACAUCCAUCAGAUCUAUGACUGGCAUAAAAGUUAUUUUCUGGCUGAGCUGGAGAAAUGUGUGGCUGAUCCCGACACCUUAGCCCAGCUCUUCAUUAAGCAUGAGCGUCGACUUCACAUGUACGUGGUGUACUGUCAGAACAAACCCAAAUCCGAGCACGUUGUCUCAGAGUACCUUGAGACCUUCUUUGAGGAUCUCAGGCAGCAGUUGGGUCACCGGCUGCAGCUCAACGACCUGCUGAUCAAACCCGUUCAACGCAUCAUGAAGUAUCAACUUCUACUGAAGGACUUCCUGAAGCAUUACAGCAAAGCGGGCAGAGAUGUGGAGGAGCUCCAGAAGGCCGUAGAGGUGAUGUGCUUCGUGCCGAAACGCUGCAACGACAUGAUGAACGUGGGCCGGCUGCAAGGCUUCGAGGGGAAGAUCACGGCGCAGGGGAAGCUUCUCCAGCAGGACACGUUCUCUGUGAGCGAGCAGGAGGGCGGCUUACUGUCCAGGGCCAAGGAGAGGAGAGUCUUCCUGUUUGAGCAGUUGCUCAUCUUCAGCGAGCCCAUUGACAAGAAAAAAGGCUCCUCUUUACCUGGUUACACUUUUAAGAACAGCAUAAAGGUCAGCUGCUUGGGCGUCGAGCAGAAUUGUGGCGAGGACCCGUGCGGUCUGGUCCUGACGUCCCGCGGCACAAACGGCAGCGUGAGCCGCUACGUCAUGCAGGCCUCGUCCCCGGAAAUACGACGCACUUGGUUCAGCGACCUGAUGCAGAUCCUGGAGACCCAAAGGAACUUCCUAAACGCCCUCCAGUCUCCCAUCGAGUACCAGCGGAGGGAGAGCAAAUCCAGCAGCCUCGGCAGGAACAGGAAGUCCCCCGGUGGGCCUCGGUCUUCCUCGAGUGCAUCCAUGGACCGCCUUCAGCAGCCCGGCCUGCUGUCCCUCAACACCUCCCUGCCGUCGCUGCGUCCGGCCCAGCAGAGCCCAGCAAUGACUGCGAGGGUCUCGAACCCGCGUGCCACCACACGUCCGCAGCUGGGUUUACGGCCAGAAGCGACGACACGCCACGGGGCGGCCCAACAGGGGGUGACCGCCAGCUUCCAGACCACCACACUUUUGGAUGGAGCGCCACCUUUGGAUGUUUGAACAUAUCGUCAUGGAUUUAAAAGACUUAAUUUUUUUUUUUUUUUACCAGGUUCAGAUGUUUGGAGGGCAAAAUGUAUUCAAGAUUAUUUCCAUUCAUUUGCAUGAAUAUUUUUCUACCGCAUCAUUGUCCCCUGAAAAGAGAGGAAAUGUCCACAAAGACAUUUAAUGACUGGUUAAAAUGCGCUUUUACUGAAAGGGCGAUGGAGAAAAACGUGUCCGUACUUUUUCAGGUUUCCUUUCAUCUGUAAAUAAAAUCAACCAGCAAAACGUUUGAAUCCAUCUCACAGCUGACCAAUUUUAGUGUGAUGACGACCAUAGAAGAGGAAGUAGACAUUUAUUUUUGUUUAGGGCAAAAGUUGGUUAAAAAAAAAAUUUACCAACAUUUUUUUGUGCCCUUUGAAAAAUGAAGGACUUUUAUAAUAAUAAUAAUAAUAAUAAUAAUGCUUAGAUUGACAUAGUUUGUCGCACCCUGUUUGGUUUUGGAGUAUUGCUGAAUAACUGCCUGUGAAUCAUACACCUUGAAAAAUAAUUGGACAUCAGCAUUUUUUUAAAUUCUACAUGAAAAAAACCCUAUUAGGAAAAAUUGUGUAUAAUGGGGUAA
Entelurus aequoreus (snake pipefish) is the source of this 3292-nucleotide messenger RNA. RefSeq names its product Rho guanine nucleotide exchange factor (GEF) 25b (gene arhgef25b). Gene Ontology annotation, cellular component: plasma membrane; cytoplasm. Gene Ontology annotation, molecular function: guanyl-nucleotide exchange factor activity. The coding region runs from base 871 to 2691 and encodes 606 amino acids. Lineage: Eukaryota; Metazoa; Chordata; Actinopteri; Syngnathiformes; Syngnathidae. Gene Ontology annotation, biological process: axon guidance. The record is from RefSeq and is a predicted model, not a curated record. The transcript has 19 exons.